Molecule: messenger RNA, 1291 nt
Organism: Hevea brasiliensis (rubber tree)
Lineage: Eukaryota; Viridiplantae; Streptophyta; Magnoliopsida; Malpighiales; Euphorbiaceae
Product: probable carboxylesterase 2
Exons: 1
Coding region: 138-1115 (325 amino acids)
Molecular function (GO): hydrolase activity
Source: RefSeq, a predicted model, not a curated record
UUAAAAGUUUGCCCAUCCUGCAAAAACAAAACAAAUAGAAAUGAGAGGAGGAUAAACAUUUUCAAUACGUUCGUCCAUCUCCUUAUCUACUUCUUCCGCCAUAGUUGCUGCUAUUUUCCAUCUCUCGCAAAAUUCCUAUGGACAACUCAACCAAACAAGAGUUAGCUUAUGAGCUUGAAGGGAUUAUCCGAGUUUACAAAGAUGGCCAUGUUCAAAGACUCCGAGAAACUGACUUUGUCCCACCAUCUUACAAUCUCUCCUUUGGCCUUUCAUCCAAAGAUCUCACAAUAAUUCCUCAACCCAACCUCGUCUCUGCUCGCCUUUACCUCCCAAAACUUCACCAUCCCAACCAUAAGUUCCCUCUCCUCGUCUACUUUCACGGCGGCGCCUUUUGCCUCUCAUCGCCAUUCACUCUCAAGUACCACACCUACCUAACCAAAUUGGUUGCUGAAGCCAACGUGGUUGCUGUUUCUGUGAACUACAGGAAAGCUCCUGAGCACCCUAUUCCCACUGCGUACGAGGAUUCAUGGGCUGCACUCCAGUGGGUGGUUUCUCACCGCAACAGCGAUGGUCCUGAGCCUUGGUUAAAUGACCACGCAGAUUUUGGAAGAGUGUUUUUAGCCGGAGAGAGUGCCGGUGCCAAUAUUGCUCAUAACUUAGCUAUGGCUGCUGGGGAUCCGGAUUCCGGGCUUGGUAUUGGGCUUCUAGGAGUUGCUUUAAUCCACCCGUAUUUCUGGGGGUCCGAACCAAUUGGUUCGGAGGCAGUGGAUCUGGACAGGAAGGCAUUGGUAGACCGAUUGUGGCCAAUAAUUUGCCCGUCGAACCCGGAUCAUGAUGACCCACGGGUCAACCCACUAUCAGAGAAUGGGCCGGGUCUAACAGGACUAGGGUGCAAGAGAGUGCUCGUUGGGGUGGCUGAGAAGGAUGUUUUGAGAGAUAGAGGGUGGGCUUAUUACCAGGCACUAAGUAGGAGUGGGUGGAUGGGUGUGGUUGAGAUUGAUGAGACUCAAGGAGAAGGCCAUGGUUUCCAUUUGCAUGAUUUGGAGUCUGAGAAAGCCAAGCAUUUGAUUCAACGUUUGGCUGCCUUCUUCAAUAGGGAUGUGCCUUUAUUUUGAUUUACAUGUAAACUUCUCUUAAUCGCUUUGAAUUCUCAAGUUCUGGAAAAUAAUUUUAUUUCAUCAUUAUUUGGUUAUAGUUGUAUUCAAUUAUUUAUAGAUAUAUUUAGUCAUUUUAUAUUGUAUAAAUAAUACAUUUUAUAUUGUAUAGAGUCAUUUUUAUUUGAUUGCCUUCA